AUGACAAAACCGAUGGCUCCAAGGGUAGCACAUUGGCUUCUCAAACUAUUGGAAUAUGAAUAUGAAAUAAUACAUCGUGCGGGGUCAUCGAUGGGUCAUGUUGACGCAAUGAGUCGUGCGCCGAUUAAAGGUUUGGCACAGGUCGAAGAUGUCAGUGCAAAGGUUCUAAUGUUGUCAGUUGAUGACUGGGUGCAAACCAUGCAGAAACAAGAUAUCAAACUAAAAGCAAUAAUUGAAAUUCUGCAAAUUGCGGAUGGAAAACGAAGAGAUAUCAGUUCCGAUUACUGUCGGUCAUCCUGGAAUCAUCUCGGGCCAUUUGUUAAGAGUCGUCGCGAUUAUGAGUACGUUCUCAUUAUAGUGGAUGCACUUACGAGAUAUUCUGUUGUAGUUCCAACUCGUUCAACGAAAGUCAAACCGGUAAUAGAUGCAUUGAAUCACUUGACUCUUUACUUCGGUUUACCACAACGAAUUGUGACAGAUCGUGGCACUGCUUUUACGUCUGCGGCCUUCGGUAGCUUUUGUGGGUCGAAUAGCAUUCAGCACAUUAAAGUGGCAGUGCGAACACCUCGUUCAAAUGGUUUAGCAGAGCGGGUGAACCAGGCAGUACUGGCAUACUUAAGAACAUCGUCAAAUGAUGCCAAAGAUUGGGAUACGCAAAUCCGCAUGUUACAGUGA
Messenger RNA from Rhagoletis zephyria (snowberry fruit fly), 675 nucleotides. RefSeq lists its product as uncharacterized. Gene Ontology annotation, biological process: DNA integration. Gene Ontology annotation, molecular function: nucleic acid binding. NCBI's taxonomy places the organism in Eukaryota, Metazoa, Arthropoda, Insecta, Diptera, Tephritidae. The record is from RefSeq and is a predicted model, not a curated record.